This is a messenger RNA of Cryptomeria japonica (Japanese cedar), 866 nucleotides long. RefSeq names its product arsenate reductase 2.2. Gene Ontology annotation, molecular function: protein tyrosine phosphatase activity. The transcript has 3 exons. The coding region runs from base 214 to 687 and encodes 157 amino acids. Gene Ontology annotation, cellular component: nucleus; cytoplasm. The record is from RefSeq and is a predicted model, not a curated record. Lineage: Eukaryota; Viridiplantae; Streptophyta; Pinopsida; Cupressales; Cupressaceae.
UAGAAUAAAUACAAAACGAACAAGGAAAAGUGCGAUGUAUUGCUUUUCACCUGUACACAACAACCAAUAUCCAUUGAGAAGCAUAUUUAUCCUUUUCCCAAGAACAAAUUCUAGUCGGUUCAUGACCAUCUGUAGCGGGCAAGAUUAAAGACCUCUAAUCACUAUUUAAUUUUGGAAAAAAAUGACAACAGUACAUACUUAUAUCAAUCAUUCAUGAGUUUUCUUUGUGGGUUCUGCGGGGGUAAAGAGAGCGGAGACUUCGUUGGAGCACAAAAGGAACUGAGAAUGUCGGGUCCAGUGGAAGUCACUUAUACUACAGCCCCAGAGCUCAUUAAACUCCAACAAUCCCCAAAUGUAGCCAUCAUUGAUGUCAGGGACGAGGAGAGGAAAUUUGAUGGCCACAUAGCAGGCUCCCUUCACUAUGCAAAUGAAACAUUCUAUGAGCAAAUCCCAGAUCUUUUGCAGAAGACGAAGGAAAAAGACACUCUCGUCUUUCAUUGUGCCUUAAGCAAGGUACGUGGACCCUCUUGUGCUCGUAUGCUUGCAGAAAAUUUAUCAGAAAAUCCCUUGGCGGGAUCAUCAAGUAUUCAGAAGAUUCUUAUUCUUGAAAGAGGAUUUAAUGGAUGGCAAGCUGCAGGACAUCCAGUUUGUCAAUGCAAAGAGUUAAUAUGUAAAGGUCACAAGUAACGGUCAUAUUCAUUUCUUUGUGGUUGGCUGCAGUUACUGCUGGGUCUAAUGGGGAAUUUUUCUAGAAAUAACGUUGUAUAAAAAUUUGAGAGUGAACCUGCAUAAGCACUAAGCAACAAUGUAAGCCAGGAGAUGGUAAGUAUUUUGAAGGGAAUAUGAAAUAUCAUUGUUGAAUUUUA